AACACAGUUUUCACACCGGAAGUGAACGGCCACCACCGGAAGUAACAUAAUUCCGACAUUCAUCAUGGCGGCCUCCUUGUGUCAGUGUUACCAGAUGUGUAUAAGAAGAGGUUUGCUAGCAUCCCCUUCCUCUUACUUGCUSCUUUCAAACAGACCCAAUGUUUACAGGAUCCUCAGAACCUCUCCACAGGUGCCUCAGUUUCCCCUUCUUCAGGUAAGGUAUUUAUCUGGGGAAAAGGGGGGUGGCAGGAGGGGUUUCCUGGGGGAGUUUUUGAAUAACCUGAAACAGGAGUUGAACAAGAACAAAGAAAUGAAAGAAAACAUCAAGAAAUUCCGGGAAGAGGCCAAAAAACUUGAGGAGUCCGAUGCACUGAAACAAGCUCGAAGGAAAUAUAAAACUAUAGAAUCAGAAACAGUGAAGACAUCRGAGGUCCUAAAGAAGAAGUUGGGCAACAUUUCUGACACAGUGAAAGAGGGGCUGGAGGAGGUCAGCCGUACAGACAUAGGGAAGAAAAUCAAAGAGGGAAUGGAGGAAGCUGCCAAAACCGCUAAGACCUCUGCAGAAUCUGUCUCUAAAAGUGGAGAGAUGUUGGGAAAGACUGGAGCAUUCAGAGCAAUAUCUCAGGGGGUGGAGAGUGUGAAGAAAGAGAUCGACGAUCUCGGCCACACAGGCCCAUACAGGCCUCCCGCCAGGCUACGGAAGAGGACCGAGUUCUCCUCCAAGGGUGCAGCGGAUGACAAAAAGAUCUUCGAAGCCAACGAGGAAGCUAUGGGAGUGGUCCURCACAAAGACUCCAAAUGGUACCAACAGUGGAAAGACUUCAAAGACAACAAUGUGGUCUUUAACAGGUUCUUUGAGAUGAAGAUGAAGUACGAUGAGAGCGAUAACAUCCUAAUCAGAGCAUCACGCUCCAUCACUGACAAGAUGACCGACAUCAUCGGAGGGCUUUUCUCCAAGACAGAAAUGUCWGAGGUUCUAACAGAGAUCUUAAAGGUGGACCCAUCUUUUGACAAGGAUUCUUUCCUUAAGCUGUGCGAGCGAGACAUCAUCCCAAAUAUACUUGAGGCGAUGAUCAGAGGGGAUCUGGAAGUUUUGAAGGACUGGUGCUAUGAAGCGACGUACAGCCAACURGCACAUCCAAUUCAACAAGCCAAGGCCCUAGGAUAUAAAUUUGACUCUAAUAUUCUGGACAUAGARAGUAUUGACCUGGCCUUAGGUAAAAUGAUGGAACAGGGUCCGGUGCUGAUUAUAACUUUCCAGGCACAGAUGGUCAUGGUGAUUCGAAACACCAAGGGAGAGGUGGUGGAGGGAGACCCUGACAAAGUUAUCAGGAUGAUGUACGUGUGGGCUCUAUGUCGAGACCAGGAAGAGCUGAAUCCAUAUGCUGCCUGGAGGCUACUGGACAUGUCUGCUUCCAGCACUGAGCAAAUCCUCUAAACUCUUUGAUGUGCACAAAACACACCGAGCCUGAGGGGAGAACAUCCUGUUCUAGAUUGUGAAGAUGAAGGAGAGAAGAAGACCUGCAGAGAUCAGCCUCGUGGGCUUGUUUUACGGCCCAAACACUGGAGUAGUGUUGCUGAAUGCUACAGGUGCCUCUGUGUCUUUUUCCACUACUUUUGUCUGUUUUUGGGGUUGACCUUUGUAAGUUGUUUGUGACUGUUCCUCUAACUUCCACUAGAGGGCAGCAGAGCACCAACAAUAUUCACCUUGUGUACUUUUCUGCAGCUAGACCGUUGUUUCUGGCACUCAAAGAAGAAAUUAAAAAAUGAACUUAAGCAAAUAAAUUCUGACUUCUAUAAAAGARAUAUAAAUCCCUAAAGUUGUUUUAUAACCAUUUUUUUGUAUAUCUGGUUAAAAUACACAAUAUAUUUAAAACUGCAGCCCCAGCCUGUGUAAUCAGUCCCUCUGAUUUCUUGUCAUUUUAUUGACCAAUCUCCCAUCUUGAACAUCAAAUUACUCCUUUUUUUGUUUGAUAAUCAUUCAAUGUAAUUAAUAAACUGUCAGUAAGGCUAUA
Molecule: messenger RNA, 2015 nt
Organism: Austrofundulus limnaeus
Lineage: Eukaryota; Metazoa; Chordata; Actinopteri; Cyprinodontiformes; Rivulidae
Gene: timm44
Product: translocase of inner mitochondrial membrane 44 homolog (yeast)
Exons: 13
Coding region: 65-1438 (457 amino acids)
Biological process (GO): protein import into mitochondrial matrix
Cellular component (GO): mitochondrial inner membrane
Molecular function (GO): protein-folding chaperone binding
Source: RefSeq, a predicted model, not a curated record